AUGAUAGGGAUCGAGGAACCAACGAGUGUCCAAGGCAGUGUUGAGGUGACGACAAUAGACGUCGAGCGCCUUACGGAUCAUGGUAGUUACACCAAGGAGACUAUCGAACGGCGACUGUGGCGAGCAGCAAAUUCCACGGGCACCGCACUAUUUGCAACCGAUAUCGAACUCAUUAUGCAGCCACUAACCCUUUUGCGUAACGUGAGCAAAUGUCAGAUCUAUCUAAAUCCACGCCUUCAAGAGAAGAUGCCAUUGAUGGAGCUGGUGGCCUAUUACAAGAAGAUCAUUGAGAGCAAGGAGCAGCAAAUUCUGGAAGACCUACAGUUUGUGCAUGAGACUUCAGAGGACUUGUAUCGAUUGGGCCGAAGCAUCCACGGGCAGUCUUACUCCGAUUUGCGUCCCACAGAGCAAGAGAGGAUGGAAGACCUGUUAUGGCGGACUAGGAGAUGGCAUUCGAUGCGAGCUGCGCCCGGCAGGCAACGCUGA
Letharia lupina is the source of this 486-nucleotide messenger RNA. RefSeq lists its product as uncharacterized. The transcript has a single exon. The record is from RefSeq and is a predicted model, not a curated record. The coding region runs from base 1 to 486 and encodes 161 amino acids. NCBI's taxonomy places the organism in Eukaryota, Fungi, Ascomycota, Lecanoromycetes, Lecanorales, Parmeliaceae.